This is a messenger RNA of Moesziomyces aphidis, 708 nucleotides long. Lineage: Eukaryota; Fungi; Basidiomycota; Ustilaginomycetes; Ustilaginales; Ustilaginaceae. The record is from the annotation of a GenBank genome assembly.
AUGUCGUCCGGCAUCGGCUCGCUCUUCUCGUCGCUCUUCGUGUACCUGCGCUCGCUGCUGUUCGCCAAGCACCUCGAGAUCUGCGUGGUGGGCCUCCAGGCGGCGGGCAAGACGUCGCUCGUCAACCUGCUCUCGUCCGGUCAGUUUGCAGACGAGAUGGUGCCCACCGUCGGAUUCAACAUGCGCAAGGUGCGCUCCGGCAACACCACCAUCAAGGUGUGGGACAUUGGCGGCCAGCCGCGCUUCCGCAGCAUGUGGGAGCGUUACUGUCGAGGCGUAUCCGCCAUCGUCUUUGUCGUCGACUCCUCCGUGCCCCUUCCCUCCUCCACAUCCAAGCAGACCGCAGCAUCGGCGUCGACAUCACCGCCUGCGCACUCAGACGCACCGCCAUCCGCGGCAGCUUCGGCACAGAAGGUCGACGCGGCUACGGGAGCGAGCACAGCAAGUCCGUCGGCUUGGACUGUGGCGACAGAAGAGCUGCAUGCGUUGAUCGAGCGCCCCCAUCUCGCCGGCGUGCCGCUGCUCGUGCUCGCAACCAAGAACGACAUCAAGGGCGCCGCACGCGUAGACGACGUCAUCCGCGUCAUGAAGCUCGACACCAUCGCGAAUAGGGAGGUCAGCUGCUACAGCAUCAGCUCCAAGAACCAGGUCAACAUCGACGUCACCCUCAAGUGGCUCGUGGCAAGGAGCCCUGCCGGCCAGCGAUGA